Messenger RNA from Staurois parvus, 389 nucleotides. The record is from the annotation of a GenBank genome assembly. Lineage: Eukaryota; Metazoa; Chordata; Amphibia; Anura; Ranidae.
CUAUUCCUUCCACUGACACCAAUGAUGGGGCACUAUUCCUCCAAAUGACACUGAUAAUAGAUCCCUACACACACACACACACAAUGAUGGUCAUAAGGGAGAUAAACACCAAUGCUGGGGGUUGUUCUUGCAUUCACAGACACAAAUGUUGGGGGUUAUUUUGGUCACUGACACCAAUGCUGGGGGUCAUUAUUGUGUCUACUGACACCAGUACUGGGGGUUAUUAUUGCAUUUACUGACACCAGUGCUGGGGGUCAUCAUUGCACUCACUGAUACUAAUGUUGGGGGUUAUUAUUACACUCACUGAUACCAAUGCCAGGAGUUAUUAUUAGUGCCACUGACACCAGUGCUAGGGGUUUAUUAUUGCAUUCACUGACGCCAAUGCUGUG